Geodia barretti is the source of this 603-nucleotide messenger RNA. The record is from the annotation of a GenBank genome assembly. NCBI's taxonomy places the organism in Eukaryota, Metazoa, Porifera, Demospongiae, Tetractinellida, Geodiidae.
UUGUGCCAGCAGCACGUGCUGGCUGACCCUGACUACUGCAGUGUACUUGAGCCGCGUCUUCUUUCUUUGGAGGGAGAUCAACUUCAGGACCUCCCACCACCUCCAUCGUCAGCCAGUGAUACUGAAUUUAGGAGUAAGCUGUCGUCUGACAUCCAAGAUCACAACUACUGUCGCCAAUUAGCACCCAAUCCCCCAGGGGUAACCCAAGACCUCACGUCCGAACCAGUUAGAGAUAUCACACAGAAUGCUGUGAGUGAUGAAACCUGCAACUUGGCAAGUCAGGAGCUGUUUUCACAGGGCGAUGAUGAUCGUGUAGCCACAACGAACCGCUGUGCAGAUGACCCUCCAGUCAGCCUCCCUGUUCUCUCAGAUAUUGGCUGCCAAACUGUGUUUCCUGACACUCGAGAACGGUCAACUUCCACUUUAGCUUUGGCAAACUCUUCUAUUCCAUCAGACAGCGACAUUGAGAGCUCACUGAGGAGUUACGUGGAUGGUAUCCUUGGAAGGGAUGACCUGCCAGUGGCCACUCUGUGGAAACUGCACCAGCAGCUCAUGUGUAGUCUCUUCAAGGUUUCUGAAAAGUUGCGUGCAGAAAACUCCUAG